This is a messenger RNA of Dacryopinax primogenitus, 686 nucleotides long. RefSeq lists its product as uncharacterized. The record is from RefSeq and is a predicted model, not a curated record. The transcript has 3 exons. The coding region runs from base 401 to 562 and encodes 53 amino acids. NCBI's taxonomy places the organism in Eukaryota, Fungi, Basidiomycota, Dacrymycetes, Dacrymycetales, Dacrymycetaceae.
ACCCUCCACACCGCCGUCAUACGUCCACCCUGAGAUCAUAUACCACUUCCAGGAUGACCCACCGCUAGCCCUCGUCCCCGGCAACACCUCCCUCGGAGCGUCCAUCCACCCACUGGGAACGUCGAUCUUCUCCCCUGGGUACGCGUCAAUAGCCAGUCCUGCAGCGGUACGAGAAGACGAGAAGGAAGUGCUGGUCAUGGAUUGGGAUCCUGCUUUGGUCUCUGCAGGGCAGGCACCAGUAGUACGCAGUCUCACCUCGGGGAUUGCGGUCCGAGGAGUGAAGGUAGAUUGGGAGGGUGUACCUGCUGGAUGGGCAGGGGGAGAGGGGAUGCUGGUGAUCGAUACUCUUGGAUUGGGGGAGACCGAAGACAUCCAAGGGAAGGAAUUACUAGGAGACCCCAUGGUAGCUCUUCAGCGGCUCACUCAGCGGAACGCGCUUGUUCGAGAGGCGCUCGAUUACCGGGCGUCGCCUCUGCCUGCGAUGGGAGAGGACCCGCCGUCACCGGACUUGGACACGGGGGAGAGGGACACGGUGAGCGUUUCCCCCGGGAGCACUGUUUGAAUGAGCCAAGUGGGGUGUAACGUGUAGACUGUAUUUUGUUAACUGUUGUGGGGAGGUGCUUGAUCAGUCGAUAGGCAUGGCAGAUGAUGUCAUUCGGUGCUUCUUUGAGAUAAAUAUUAUUUCA